CAUGCGGAGGAACAAAUAGGAUAACUCGACCCAGGACCCUGACUUAGGCCUUUUUGGAGCGGUACAGCUGUGGACGCAAUAUAACUAUUAGAAAAAUGGCUCCUCGCAAGGGUAAGAAGGAGAAAGAAGAACAGGUUAUAAGCCUUGGACCCCAGGCUGCUGCUGGAGAACAAAUAUUUGGAGUUGCUCACAUUUUUGCCUCCUUCAAUGACACAUUUGUGCACGUAACAGACUUGUCUGGCAGGGAAACUAUUGCCCGUGUUACUGGUGGCAUGAAAGUCAAGGCAGACAGAGACGAGUCAUCACCAUAUGCUGCAAUGUUGGCUGCUCAGGAUGUUGCUGCUAGAUGUCAAGAAAUUGGCAUUACUGCCCUCCACAUCAAAUUAAGAGCCACUGGUGGUAACAGAACAAAGACACCUGGACCUGGAGCUCAGUCUGCACUGAGAGCUCUUGCAAGGUCAGGAAUGAAGAUUGGCAGAAUAGAGGAUGUGACACCUAUUCCAUCAGAUAGCACAAGAAGAAAGGGUGGAAGACGCGGACGUCGUUUGUAAAAUUUUGAAAUUGAUGAAUAAAAGUGAUAGAUAA
Messenger RNA from Rhopilema esculentum, 585 nucleotides. Its product is annotated as small ribosomal subunit protein uS11. The record is from RefSeq and is a predicted model, not a curated record. Gene Ontology annotation, cellular component: ribosome. Gene Ontology annotation, biological process: translation. NCBI's taxonomy places the organism in Eukaryota, Metazoa, Cnidaria, Scyphozoa, Rhizostomeae, Rhizostomatidae. Gene Ontology annotation, molecular function: structural constituent of ribosome.